Arabidopsis thaliana (thale cress) is the source of this 1267-nucleotide messenger RNA. Its product is annotated as F-box family protein. The coding region runs from base 182 to 1267 and encodes 361 amino acids. The transcript is spliced from 2 exons. Lineage: Eukaryota; Viridiplantae; Streptophyta; Magnoliopsida; Brassicales; Brassicaceae. The record is from RefSeq and is marked reviewed.
UUUUUUCUUUUUUCUUUUUAUUUCCUUCUUUUUUUUGCGUAUGGCGGUAAAAGUUUUUUUUUUUAUGUCGGUAAAAUUUAGUUACGGUAUUUUUCUAUAUAUUUAUAAGAGUGGGCAAGGGUGAAAGUUAGAAGUCCCUAAUUUAUAUCACAAGCUUGUUCGUUAAUAACCCUAAUUCUCUAUGUGUAUGACUAUGAUGUCCGAUAUCUCGCAGGAUUUGUUAGAGGAGAUUCUCUCUAGGGUUCCAAUAACAUCUCUGAGAGCAGUGAAAUCUACUUGCAAACGAUGGAAGGAUUUAUUGAAUGAUCCGAGCUUUUCAAAGAAGUAUGGUGGUAAACGAGACAACGAGUUUCUGGCGAUCAUGACGAGUGGUAGUAGGGCUUCUUUAAUGAGCGUAAAUCUCCAUGGACCUCGUGACAAUAAAGACUUGGAAGAUCCUUUUAUAAAGCAAAUAGGUGAACUUAAUCAAGACCAGAUAUUUAAAGUGUUUCAUUGUGAUGGUUUAUUGUUAUGCAUCACCAAUGAGGAUAAUACUAGGCUCGUGGUAUGGAACCCGUAUUUGGCACAAACCAGGUGCAUCCAACCCAUCGACAAAUUCUACAUAUAUGAUUGGUAUUGUUUGGGCUACGACAAGGACAAAAACCACAAAAUUUUAGUGGUUUAUUCCCCUAUGUUUGGCCGCAUUGAGUAUGAAAUCUACAGUUUUUUGUCUAAAUCAUGGAUAGUUCUUAGUUUCCCUACCGAUUGGCAGAUAUCGCGUGAUGAAUGUCUGUCUCUGAAAGGAAAUACUUACUUUAUUGCUUAUAAAAAAAUGGAAGUGGAAGAAGUAGGGUUUCAAGAAUUUUUACUCUGUUUUGAUUUUACAAAUGAGAGAUUUGGACCGCUUCUCCCUCUUCCAUUCCAAUGUUAUAAUCAAACUUCUCUAGUUCUAUCUACUGUUCAAGAAGAGCAGCUUGCAGUGUUAUGUAAGAGGUGUGAUGCAUAUGAGACGAAGAUAUGGAUUACAACAAAGAUUGAGCCCAAUGCAGUGUCGUGGAGCUACUUCUUAAAAUUUGAUUUCAAGGUUGAUAUAUCUGGUGGCAGUUUCUUCGUUGACGUGGAAGAGAAAGUAGCAGUGCUUUUUUGUAUAAACAGAGAAAAAGAAAAAGGCAUCAACAACAAGACAUACAUGAUUGGAGAGGAUGGAUACUACAAAGAAGUGGAUCUCGGAGAAUCUAACUGGUGUCCAUCUAUGUGCUCUUAUGUUCCAAGUUGUGUGCAAGUCUGA